Molecule: messenger RNA, 3581 nt
Organism: Pelmatolapia mariae (spotted tilapia)
Lineage: Eukaryota; Metazoa; Chordata; Actinopteri; Cichliformes; Cichlidae
Gene: ca10a
Product: carbonic anhydrase Xa
Exons: 9
Coding region: 524-1510 (328 amino acids)
Molecular function (GO): carbonate dehydratase activity; zinc ion binding
Source: RefSeq, a predicted model, not a curated record
GGUGACGGGGAGAAGUCUCGAUCGGAAGCUCAGCACCUGGCGAUGCGAGUUCACAGAGUUGUGAGGCGUCUCCAGGUGUUACACGGAUCCCGACGCUGUCCCACCAGUCAUUAACCCAGGCUUUUCCCCCUGUAUUUUACGCCCGAUACACAGAAUUUCCUGAAGCGAUCAUAUGCGAUUUUAUGUGGUAAUAAGUGGAUGUCCGCUGUGUGAAACAGCACCGGAUGGAUGGAAGGAUGUGGCCGUUCCAUGGCGCACUGGAGUAAUAAUACAGUGAACUGACGAAGGAUCGCUACAGUUUGGCUUUUCUCUUUCUUUUUACCUAUCUUUGGAAUCUGGUGGGAACGUGCAGUGUUUAUUCCUAAGGCUUUAAUCGCCUGUUAUGUGCCUGGUGAGGAAAAUACCCAGUGGAAGAGGUACAGCAGGAUCCGACGUAAAGGCACAGAGCAUCUGAAAAAGCUUCGUUUUCUCAUUUGUUUGUUUUUUAUGCUGGUGCGUAAUGUACGUGGAAUGAAGACAGAGAAUGGAUAUAAUUUGGGAGAUACUGAUCAUUCUUCAAGCUAAUUUUAUUGUUUGUAUAUCAGCACAGCCAAAUCCACCAAAAAUUCAUGAAGGAUGGUGGGCAUACAAGGAGGUGGUGCAGGGGAGCUUUGUUCCAGUGCCAUCAUUCUGGGGGCUGGUAAAUUCAGCCUGGAACCUAUGCUCAGUAGGGAAGAGGCAGUCGCCAGUGAACAUCGAGACCAGCCACAUGAUCUUCGACCCCUUCCUUACACCCAUAAAGCUGAACACUGGCAGACGCAAGGUGGGAGGAACGAUGUACAACACAGGCCGUCAUGUCUCUCUUCGACUGGACAAGGAGCACCUGGUUAACAUCUCUGGAGGGCCAAUGACGUAUAGCCACCGUCUGGAGGAGAUCCGACUACACUUUGGCAGUGAGGAUGUCCUGGGCUCCGAGCACCUACUUAACGGACAGGCCUUCUCUGGAGAGGUUCAGCUGAUCCACUACAAUCAUGAGCUGUACACAAAUUAUACAGAAGCUGCAAAAAGCCCCAAUGGACUGGUCAUAGUGUCUAUAUUCAUGAAGAUUGCUGAGACCUCGAACUCAUUUCUGAAUCGAAUGCUGAACAGAGACACCAUCACAAGAAUAACAUAUAAAAAUGAUGCAUAUCUACUGAAUGGCCUGAACAUAGAGGAGAUUUAUCCAGAAACAAGUAGUUUUAUCACAUAUGAUGGAUCGAUGACCAUCCCUCCAUGUUUUGAGACCGCCACGUGGAUCUUGAUGAACAAGCCAGUGUAUCUCACACGGAUGCAGAUGCACUCCUUGCGGCUGCUGAGCCAGAACCAGCCCUCUCAGAUCUUUCUAAGCAUGAGUGACAACGUUCGUCCUGUGCAGCCUCUAAACAACCGCUGCAUCCGCACCAAUAUUAACUUCAACAUGCAGGGCAAGGACUGCCCAAACAACAGGGCCCAGAAGCUCCAGUACCGAGUGAACGAGUGGUUGCUGAAGUAGCCUUCUCAGAUGAACGUGAAGACGAGACAGAGAUGGAGUUCAGGAUGAGGGGAGAGAAAUAGAAAAAGAAGUGAGGCAGGGAAGAAUGAAGAAGAAAACUGGUCUCGAGGCUGUAUCUCAUCUAAGACUUUUUCAUGGCAUUGUAUAAAGACAAAUAACACCAGACAUUAUUUAAAUGAAGGAACUUUGCAUUGCAAGGAAAGAGACUCUUCUUUUCAUACAGUGAGAACUGUUUGAACCUUUGAUCAAACACAUGCUAACAGGUCCUUUCCCCCACUGAACAAUUAUAUCUAUAUGAACAUUUUGAUAUCAAUACUUUUUGGGAGAAAACAAAAAAUAGACAACCUAAAAAAACACGAAGCAUUUAUUUGGUAGUCAGUCAACCACUAUGACAACCUUAGGGACUUUAAAGCCUUUGUAGAUAAAAGAUGUUGCUAUCAGUAAGAAAUUCCUAGAACUAAGUCAUUGCCUUUCCCCUGCUCAACAAUAUGGAGCCAUCAGGAAGACUCACGUGGACGUUUCAUUUCAGUCACCAACAGGGCAUGCAAUCAGCAAAACCAACAGAGAGGGAACACAGCCUUACCUUGUCAUUUUCCAAAACUAGAGUAAUGCCAUGGGACAACUUCCAAAGCUUUCAUAUGGUCUCAAAGCAACUGGUGUCUUGGCCUCAUAUGUACAUAUUAUAAUUAUCAAUACAAAAGAAAAAUGAAUGUGUAAAGAAAAAAAUAAUGAAAUAACAUUCAAAAAAUAUAUUAAGAAGAUAUUAAAAAGACAAAAAGUUAAGAAUUUUAAAAAGCUUGGCGCACUUUGAAUUCUGCAGCAGUUCUCAGUCUGAGCUGAUGCCUUUUAUUUCUGUUUUAUUUGUUUACAAUGGUCAUACACUGUGUUUGAUGUUAUCAGCCCAAUAAAUGUGUCUGGAAAGUUAACUUUGGAACAUGUUUCACUAUCUGAGGAUUUUACUUGUUAUAUCUCCACCUGUUUGUACUGUUUCACAUUAAAUAUGUUCAUGUUACAGUAUUCCCCUUUAGAGGCUUGCUCAAUAACUCUGGCCACACCGAAAUGGAUGCACCGAAAUGCUUGCAAGUAGGCUUCAGAAUCUCAGAAUGGGCAGCUUGGAAUUGGAUACAGAUCAAACUCAGGUAGCACUGUCAGGGUUACUGUGAUCUGUAGUACUCUUUUAGAUCACAUCAGUUGACAGCAGAGGACAUGAAAAGAGGAACCUCACAUGUUUGGAAAUACAGAUCUAGCAGAUUGAUGACUGCUUUACAGUAAUGGUGUCUCCACGGGUUGCUGAAGAAAAAUUUUGUGAAGAACUCAAUGCUGGAAAAUGUCUGGCUCCGGGAGAAACAGACUAUCAGCAUGGUUGUGACAAGCAUAUUAAAGCCCAAAAGCAGGAAAUGUAUUUUAGGAUUUAUGGAAAGAAGAAUGACCAAUGUUGCAGUUAUAAAGAGAAACAACAAAAAGAAAGAAACCAAAUUUCCUUAAGCAAAAAGUAAUACUGCUGACCAAAGGAGUGUUUAUCAAUAUCAGAGGCAGCAACUGAUUUACAAACAGUGGGAAACUUGUUGUGAGCUGCUUCAAGCUGUAGUCAUAUUCUGUUGGAUGCAGAAAUCCAACUGAAGGGCGCAUGCUUAGUUAGUGUAUUGAAAUGCAGUGUCACAAAAAACUGCAGGUAGUUCGCAGGGAUCCAUUCAAACUCUGAAUGAACUCGUGAACUUGGGGGUUUAGAAAGCAUCUUAGAACUACUGGAUAUUAUUCUGGUAUACUCAGUUAAGGUAUUUUGGAGUUUGAAUCUGAAACACAUAUAAAUAUGUUCCAUCAUCUUCUUAUCAUUAGCCUCUGGAUGCUGGUGGCUACACUGCAAAUCUUAGUCACUAUGCUGGGAAUGCAAGCAAUCUCUACAGUGGCACUUUAGUCACUAGGUUAGGGAUCUACUAUUAAUAUGAAUAUUUGUUUAUUAAUUACUGUACUCCCGUUCUCCGAGCUAAGCUAAUGACUGCUUGUAUCACUAGCUACACAAUCUGCAGGGUUAAAGAUAGACAUAGAGUCUCCGUAAAAAGAACCUCUAUCA